AUGGCGGUUUCUUCGACACCCCCGGACGGCACCCGCCCUGUCGAGCCCAGAGAUGCUGCAGAAACGACAGUCACCGAGCGGGCCAUCGAGGCAUUGGAAGUGGAUGAUUUCCAGGGCCCUGGAACCUUCGUGAACACACUACCACCAUGGCGGUUUUGGGUACUGUGUAUCGGUGUAUGCACAGGCCUGCUAUUAUCUAUAAUCGACUCGUCCAUCCUUGCGACCAGUCUAUAUACCAUCGGAGUCGAGUUCCAAGAGCAUAGCCUGAUUAACUGGGUUGUCCUGGCCUAUACACUAGGCUACACUGGCUUCGCCGUCUCAUGCAGCACUCUGUCAGAUAUUAUAGGACAGCGUAACGCUUUCACGGGUUCCUACAUCCUCUUUGUGGCAUUCUCUAUUGCUUGUGGGUUUACUCGACAGAUAAAACAUCUCAUCAUCUGCCGGGCAUUUCAGGGGGUUGGCGGUUCCGGACUAUAUGCUCUGUCAAUGAUCAUAUUGACCCAGCAGUGUCCACCUCAACUUCGUCAAUAUAUAGGCAGCAUUAUCGGAGUGGUCAUUGCAAGUGCAGGCAUCCUCGGGCCUGUUUUGGGGGGCAUCUUCACCCAGUACACAAGCUGGCGGUGGAUUUUCUGGUGGUUUGCUCGAUCCAUCGUCCCCGUCUUUCCCAUCCAACUCUUCCGGAUUCGACGGUACUCAAGAAGCGCGCUGACGACUUUCUUCGUCGGCUACCCGCAUCUGCUCUUGAUAUUUUCGUUGCCCAUCUGGAUGCAAAUCGUGAGUGGUAAAAGCCCGCUCAUUGCUGGGCUGAUGCUGCUUCCAAUGCUAGGAACGGUUGCCAUCGGCAGUAUGGUGAGCGGAAAGAUCAAUGCUACUAAAGACUAUCUUUCAGGGACUUUGCGCUGCGGCACAUGGAUGAUGGCCUUUGGAUUUGUACUUCUCCCGACGAUCAAGGGAUCUGAAGACGACGCAAAAGCACUGGGGUUUCUAGCUUUCGCAGGGUUCGGGUUCGGUCUUUUCACCGCGGCAGCGACCAACGUGAUCAGUGUUGAUGUUCCGACACGGCAAAAGGCAUCUGCCCAUGGUAUCACUGCCCAGGCGAGAAUAUUAGGGGGGAGCCUUGGCGUAUCGAUUUCUACUCUGUUCCUGCACACCGAAGUCAUCAAUCGGCUUCCGGAGCUCGUUACCCCUGAAGAGUUGGCUUCCAUUAGGGGGGAUAUGCAAAACCUCACGGGAGCUAGCCUGGAAGCGGUCAAGAGAGCCUAUGUGUCCGCCUUUCACAAGGGCAUCACGACGGCAGCAGUCGCGGCUUGUUUGGGGGUGCUUUCAACGGCCUUUAUCAAUUGUCAUAUGGGUCGAAGGGACGUCGAGCAGCAGCGCGAGGAAGUGGCACCAGAAGAAGGAGAGCAGAGAGUCGCGGAGCCCCUGAUUCCCCUACAAACUGUUGCUGGUGAGGGAGUCGCCGAAGGGGGAGUUGCUGAAGGAGCAUCAGGCAAAUAA
Molecule: messenger RNA, 1497 nt
Organism: Trichoderma citrinoviride
Lineage: Eukaryota; Fungi; Ascomycota; Sordariomycetes; Hypocreales; Hypocreaceae
Product: MFS general substrate transporter
Exons: 5
Coding region: 1-1497 (498 amino acids)
Biological process (GO): transmembrane transport
Molecular function (GO): transmembrane transporter activity
Source: RefSeq, a predicted model, not a curated record